This is a messenger RNA of Pogona vitticeps (central bearded dragon), 684 nucleotides long. Lineage: Eukaryota; Metazoa; Chordata; Lepidosauria; Squamata; Agamidae. The record is from RefSeq and is a predicted model, not a curated record.
AUCCUUGCCAGAGGUCUUAGGAGGGAUAGGAUAGAAAUCAGGAUGAAGGAAAAAGAGGUUACUAAUUGGGAGAGGGUUAUUAGAAUUUGUUUAUGGCUGGCUAUCUUACUUUACUGGAUUUCUGGACUUGCGUUAAUGUGCAUAGGAGUGUCCAUUCAAGUGAAGUUUCAUGAAACAUUUUUGGUACUGAAUAGAGAUGGGGGUAUUCUUCCUAUGAUCAUAACGGUUAUUGGCACGCUCAUAAUCCUUAUAUCUACCUUUGGGGCUGUUGCUCUGCUAAAAUGCAACCUAAAGAUGAUGAGAUUGUUCACAGGCAUACUGCUGGCACUCUUGAUACAUCGAGACCCCACUGUACCUGAAAUCAUAGCUGGGGCUGUUGUCUGUAUUUACAGAGAGAAGUUCCAAACUUUAUUGAGAGAUGUCUUGAGAACCUUGGACAAAUAUAACAGAGAACUGCAUAUGCCAUAGGGAUUAAUCAGCCUUGGACAAAUAUAACAGAGAACUGCAUACGCCAUAGGGAUUAAUCAUCAGGGAUGUGUCCUAAAAUGGAAGAACUGGGUUGAAGAACACAGGGCUGUGUUUGGAGGGGUUGGGGUUUUUAUUGGACUUGAACAGCUAACUGGGAUUCUGUUUUGCUUUCUGCUGCUGAAAAUAUUAAAAGAAAACCAUGGAAGUAUUGAAUAA